This is a messenger RNA of Entamoeba invadens IP1, 1275 nucleotides long. RefSeq lists its product as hypothetical. The transcript has a single exon. Lineage: Eukaryota; Evosea; Mastigamoebida; Endamoebidae. The coding region runs from base 1 to 1275 and encodes 424 amino acids. The record is from RefSeq and is a predicted model, not a curated record.
AUGUACUCAAGUAAACACGACUUCACAUUUGAGAAACUGAAUAUAACAAACACUAAAAAGGUCGAAGUUCCUUUUUUUGAGCCCAAUUCAUACAAAAUUAAAGUAAAGUCAUUUUGUCUUGAAAUGACUGAGACAGAUGUCAGACGUGUGAUUGUUUUCUGGAAGUACAAAGGUACAAACACGUGUACAAAUUGCUUUUUCUAUUAUGAUGAAGAGUCAAAGAUGGAGGAGUGUUUUAGUGCUUUUAAUUAUCGAGGGAUUGUUCGAAACGUGUUCGCCGAUUACGCCAACCACACUUUCAAACUCACUUUCAUCAUAGAAAACGGAUUUGUGUAUCGGAUUUACUAUCACAUUGGUAAGAAGGAACCAUUAACUGUGCAACGCUUCACACAAAAUGUCGAUUCUUCACAACGACCAAUUAACAUAUUUGAAGAAGACAUUGUGUUGCGCAAUAUACUUGGACAAAAGUUGGGUUACAUCUUUGAAAAUGAGAUCCGGUUAUACACCGAUGAUCGAUUUAAUGAUAUCAAAGAACCAUCUUUGGUACAUAUCAAAACGAUUGAAACAAACGAGCUGUUGUGUUGUACGUCAAAAUUCUACAUUACUGGAUACAACACAACCAAAUCACCAAAAGGGGUAUUUGGGUUUAUAACAAAUCGAACAUUGUGUGGAUUCGAAUUGAGGAAAUGGACGGACAGCGAACCCCUUGCCCAUUUUUCAGUCGCGCAAAGUGUCAUCAACAAUGUAACAUUUAACGAAGUAAAGGGUCUGAUAGCAUGUUCGGACGAAAAUGGGAGUUACUUCUAUGUGAUGAAGUACGAAGCGAAUAAAGGUGAUGUUCCAAAAAUACACCUCCAGACGACGUAUUAUAGAGGACUGACAAAGGCAAAAAUACAACAGUUGUUCAUCACUGAAGAUGGUAAAAUCCUUAUUGCUGUUUCGGGGAGAUCUGUCCGAGCAAUUCCCAUUCCUGAAAAUAGUACUGGGCAAUUUGUUGAUGAGAAGAAUAUAGUAACCAUCACAUUUAACAAAGAAAUGGAUAUUAGUGUGUGCACUCUAAAACAAACAGAAAAUAUAUAUACGUUUGUGAUCUCAACAGAAAUGGGUAUUUACUUGGCACUAAUUUCAUUGGACGCUAAACCUAAUGUGUUAAUGGGCGAAGAGACAAAAUUGGAAGGGAUGAUGUAUUCCCGUGAAGCUUCUACUAUCAUAGGAGAGUACAAAUUCUAUGAUGAUCAGGAUAACAAAGAAAAGAAAUACUUUGCAAAGUUUUAA